AUGUCCGGAGUGAUUCCAACGGUCCUAAGUCCUGCGCGGGUAUCUCAGGCACUCGCGUCCGCGGGCCCGCCAGCUGGCAGCGGCGGCCUUCGCAUCAGCAGCACUGACCCGCUGGCUCCUGGCAACGGCAUCGAAACCCAGCCCCGACUCAGCGGCAGCCGACCGAAAUCAACCUCCCCAUCACGCGCCAUAGCCAUGGCCUUCCCCUCUACUACUACGUGCAUACCCGGCAGCCCUUUUAGCGCUGACGCCUCCCCUAUCCCCAUGGCUCCGUCCCCAGCUGACGGCGGCGGUGGCACCACCGCUGGCGACAGAGGUAGCGGCUCCGGAACCGGCGAGCCCAGCUCAACUGCCACCUCCGCCCGCAGCCUCAAUGGUCGCCAACGGCUGCCAGCGAGCAAGUCUUUCCGCGGCAACCGUCCAGAUUCCCCUAAGGCUAACGGCGGGAGGGUCCAGCUCGCGGCAGAAAGCUCCGCCAACUCUCUAUCCACAGCCCAUGUCGGCGGAAAUGGUAAUGGCGGAGGCGGAGGCGGCGUGUCUAGCCCGGGCCAGCGAGCCACGUACAUGUCCAGCGUCCUUUCCGCACGCGGCAGCCGCGGCGGCCUGGGCCGUGAUCGCAGCUACGCCGGCAGCGCUUCCAGCGCCACAGGAGGUUUGCGGCUCAACCAAAGCAGCAUGAGUGGCGGCUAUACGGGAGGGCUGGAGUCCCUAGGCGGGCUGGGAGGCCGCGGAGGGCCUGCCGUUGGCUUGCAGCCCGCACCGGGCACUGUCGGCGGCAUUGACGUGUCACGCCUGGCGGCAAUCCAACGGCUGCUUGACGAGUACGACAGUGAUGAGGCUGCUGACGUCACGUCGCCUCGCCCCGAAGGGUCGUCGUACAGGCGCCGCAGCGACUCGCACAGCGGCGAGGGCGGUGUACGUCACCGCGGGUCUGACUCCGACUCCGGCACGGGUUCCGCCUCAGGUUUGCGGUCGCUGGUGUCUUUGCGGUCGCGGAAGGACAUGCAGAACUGGCAGCCGACCGUGUCCGCGAUGAAAGGCAGUCUGGAGGAGCACCAGCAGCGGUUGAGGGAGCGGGCAGAUGUGACGCAGCACCUGAAGAGGUGGACGGAGCAGGUGCUGGAGGACGCGAAAAGGGCCGCGGCGGGCGGGACCUCCAGCCGCGCCAGCGACAUUGUACGAGCCGCGUCAGUGAGGUUUAAGGGCGUGGACGAGGACCACCCCGAGUCCUCCUCCCCUUCCUCGCCUUCCCCGACCCCGGGGGUUGGACGAGCACCCCUGGAGCUUGAAUUUGUGGAUCCUGAUCAGGAGCUGGAUGACGAGGAGGAGAGGCGGAUGGAGGCGCUGAUGGCGCUGCCGCCCAACCCCCGCGGCCUGGGGGCGCAGCUGCGGACGCACUUCAUGAACGUGGUGGAGGAUGAGGUCAACAAGAAGAUCGAUGCGCUCCGUGCCAAGUGGGAAGCCGAGAAGUGUCACGAGGCGGAGGAGCUCCGGGAGCUGAAGGAGAGCUACCGGGAGGUGCGGCGUCACUACGUGGAGACCAAGGAGGCGCUAGAUAAGGCCAACACGCGACUGGAUGUCAUGAAGCUGCAGAUGAAAGCUACGGCGGCAUUAAAUAAGGUCUCCAAAGAUGCAACAGCGGCAGCCGCGACGGCCGCCGCCGCUGCGCCUGACGGCGACGGCGCCGCCACCGCUGCUACGGCGGCCCCCGCCACCAAGGGCGGCCGCGGGUCGCGGGUCAGCACCCACGACGGCAGUGAAGGCAAGACCGGCGGCAAGGGCGGCAAGGGUGGCGUCGGAGUCGGAAAUGCCAUCUCAUCCGCCGAGAACGGCGCCGUAACAUCGGCGUUGGCGCCCGGCGCCGCCGGCGGGCAUGACGACGACCUGCACGACAAGCUGAAGAGCAUUGGUAGCCGCCGCCCCACAUCCCCCACCGGUGACGGCGACGCGGCCCAAGCCGCCAGUGCGGAGCUGCAGCAGCAGCUGCGGGCGCAUGUGGACGCGGCGAUGAACCUCAAUCGCAAGCUUCAAGACGCGGAGCAGCAGCUGGCCAAGCUCAAACUGGAUAAGACAUUGCUGGAGCAGCAGCUGGCGGCGGCAGGGACUCGAGGCGGCGGCGCCGGUGAGCCCGGCGCUGCUGCUGCCGCCAGCGGCGGUGGUAAGUACGACGCCGACGUCCAGAUCUUCAAGCUUAAGCAGGAGAAGGCCUCCCUGGAGCAGCAACUGGCGGCGACUAAGUCCAAAUCGUCCUCUAAGGGCGGCAAGAGCGGCGGCGGCGCCGCCGCCAAGGGCGGCGGCAGCUCCUUCCGCGCCGGUGGCAAGGCCGGCAGCGGCGGCGCCGCUGCAGCAAAGGUGGCGGAGCUGACGGAGGACGUGGAGCGGCUUCAGAUUGAGCUGGCGGCGUCGAAGCGGGUGGCGGCGAACAGCUCGAAGGAGGCAACGGAUCGCCGGAUGGAGCUGCAGAAGGCCAAGGACGACCUCUCGGCCACGAAGGCCAUGCUGGACAUGGCGAUGCAGCAGAUUGAGAGCGUCAAGGAAGCCCUGGCAGGGGAGAAGGAGCGUGCUGACCGCGCCGUCGCAGCGGCGGUGGCGGCGGAAGAGGCGCAGGCGGCGGCGCAGGCUAGCGCUGCAGCCGCCAACUCAGCUGCGGCAGCGGCGCUCGUCAAACGGUCCGCCGCCACCGGCGAGGUCCAGGAGCUUCUAGAAAGAUUGGAGAAGGAACGCGACGUGGCGCUGACGGCCGCUGGUGAGCUACGGCAGCAAGCCCGCGACCUAUCCAACUCGCUUUCGGAGCGAGCGGAUGAGGUGAUGCAACUGCGCGAACAGCUGAUGCAGCGCCAAAUGGAGAGCAGCACGGCGCCGGAGGCGGCGCCGCCAGAGCAAGCCGCGGCGGCGGCGGCGGCGCCGCAGCCGCCGAUUUCGCCGGCGGCGGGGUCCAAUGGUGUUGGCGGGCCGCACAUCCAUUCCAAGGUGACGGCGGCGGCGGUGGCGGCGAUGCAGAGUCUUGGCGUAUCGCUGCGUCAAGUGCCGGUAGUGGCGCGGCGGCGGCCCACCAGCGCCGUGGGCCCCAGCGGCGCCGCCAGUGUCGGACUUGACAGCGCUGUUGGCGUGGCAGCGGCGGCGGCCGCGGCGGCGGCGCUUAUUCCGGCGGUGCUGGAAGUGCUGCGGCAACGUAUUCCAGAAAUGGUGAUGGCGCUGGAAGCUGCUGCGCCGUUUAUCGCAUCCACCUUUGUGGACUUAAUGCGAGCUGAGUUGCUGCAAGGUGACGGCCGGGCGGCUGUGGCAGCGGACAGCAAUGCUGACGCGGGUCCUGCCGCCGCCGCGGCCGCCGCCACUGGUGCCGCAUCGGCCCGCUCCAGACGCCCCGAAAACAUCAUGGCUGGCGGCUUGCCCUCCCAGGAGCUGGUCUCGGAGCAACUGGACAAGCUCUCGGCGCUGGGUAGCGACCGAUUGUACGUCUUCCGCAACGGCACGCCGCCGACGGCAACACCGGCCGCAGCCACAGCUGACGGGGCCGGCAGCGGCAGCGGCGGCCUCACCGUCACAUUCGCUGACGCCGAUGCGGGGCCCCCGGGCGGCCCCGCUUCCGCUGCAGCGGCAUCUCGCCCCCCCGCGCCGCCGCCGCCACCCGUUGUGGUGGACGGAGUCACGUUCUAUCCGCUGGGUGUGCGGGAGUCACCGAAGUCGAGCCGCCGCACCGGAGGGUCGACGAUAGCAGCGAUGUCGCCGGACCCCAACGCGCUUCCUCCGACCCCCGAGGGCCGCGAAGAGGAGGGGGAGGACAGCGACGGGACGGCGGCCACUGCCACCACCGCCGCUGUCGGAGGCGGGUACCGAGCCCAUGCGAAUCGGUCGUCUUAUCACGACCGCGACGCCAUAUUGGAGUCGUACGGAAGCAUUUAUCUGGACCCGGAGCUGGCGUCGGUGCUGCAAGUGGGGCGGGUGUCGCCGAAGGCGGCGCGGGCCGCCGGCGCUGGCCGCGGCGCGAUUAGCCCGGAGGCCUUAGGCCCCAGUCUGCGGGACCGCGCCCUCAGUGCGCUGCAGGCUCCGGAACCCCUGCCGCCGCCACGUCAGCGGCCCCAGUCGGCAGCAGUCCGCACAAUCGACGCCGCCCGGCAGGUCAUCGCGCACCACGGCGGCGGCGUACUGCGGUUCGGGCAGUCGGCGCGGCCUGUGUCGGCCGUGUUGCCGCCCGUACGAGCCCUCACCGCUAACCCCCAGAAGGGAGUGCAGCUGGCCACGAGGCUGCGAGGGCCCCGGCAGCAGUCUGGCCGCGUAUCGGUGCGCUGGAGCCAGCAGGGGGGGGAGGAGGAGGAGGAGGCAGCGGUGGCGGUGGCGGGGGGGGCGGCGGUCACCGGCCGACUGGUGCCCGGGCUGGGGCUGGGGCCGCCCAUGCGCGAGGUUCAGCUCCACACGGGUCUCCACGGGCCCCCCGCCGCCACCUACCUGGUGUCGGGGGAAGCCAGUGCCGGCCCUGGUCCCAGCGGUGGCGGUGGUGGUGGCGACGUGGUCGCUGAUGAGCUGCCCACCACCGGCCCCCAGUUGGCGGCUCUGGCCCGAGAGCUCAUGGCGGCUCAGGAAAAGGCGGCGCGGGAGCUCGAGGCGGCGAUGGGGAAGGGCAUCAUCGUCUUCCCCUUUGGUGUUCCCCGAAGGGGAUGA
This is a messenger RNA of Volvox carteri f. nagariensis, 4659 nucleotides long. RefSeq lists its product as uncharacterized. The record is from RefSeq and is a predicted model, not a curated record. Bases 1 to 4659 code for a protein of 1552 amino acids. The transcript is spliced from 13 exons. Lineage: Eukaryota; Viridiplantae; Chlorophyta; Chlorophyceae; Chlamydomonadales; Volvocaceae.